Molecule: messenger RNA, 1035 nt
Organism: Aspergillus wentii DTO 134E9
Lineage: Eukaryota; Fungi; Ascomycota; Eurotiomycetes; Eurotiales; Aspergillaceae
Product: SDR family NAD(P)-dependent oxidoreductase
Exons: 3
Coding region: 78-989 (303 amino acids)
Molecular function (GO): oxidoreductase activity, acting on the CH-OH group of donors, NAD or NADP as acceptor
Source: RefSeq, a predicted model, not a curated record
AAACGAAGGUUAAAAUUGUAAAAUCCGAAGCAGCUUGCCUUGAAUUAUCGUGAUCAUACGAACAAUCAUCCAUUACAAUGCCACCACCAAGAGGAUCCCAGAAUUUUCUAGAAGGACCAGGCGACUACGAUGUCACCAGCAUCGUCCACAAUGAUACAUAUCCCGCCAUUGAUCCCACGAAAGCCGACCUCUCGGGAAAGUCAGUCUUUGUAACAGGUGCAUCCAAAGGUCUCGGUCGAGCUAUGGUGCUCUCUUUUGCAAAGGCGGGCGCCUCUUUCAUCGCCGCCGGUGCGCGUUCAGACAUGUCGCAGUUGGCCAAAGACGUCGAGAUUGCGGCAUCAUCUGCCAACAGACCUAUGCCUACAUUUCUGCCUGUCAAGCUGGACGUGACAGACAGGAAGAGUGUAGAGAAUGCUGCAGCCCAAGUGGACAACGCAUUCGAAAAGCUGGACAUCGUCAUCAACAACGCCGGUGUUCUGGGCAACCUGGGCAUGAUCACCGACUCUAACCCAGACGAAUGGUGGGAGGUGUUGGAUGUCAACAUCCGCGGUCCAUACUUGGUUUCUCGCUCAUUCCUGCCGUUACUUCUCAAAGGCAACGAUAAAUAUCUCAUCAACGUUGCCAGUGUGGGCGCGCUUGUGGUCAAUCCUGGCCUGAGUUCAUACCCAGUGUCCAAAGCUGGUUUGUUGAAAUUCACACAACUCACAGAUGUCGAGUAUUCGAAUCAAGGGGUUAUCUCGUUUGCCAUCCACCCAGGCAACUGUCCAACAGAUAUCAUGGGAGGACCUGAAGGGGUGCCGGAUAAUAUGAAGCAUAUCUUUGUGGAUACACCUGAUGUCAGCGCCGAUACACUUGUCUUUCUGACCUCUCAGAAACGAGCGUGGCUGGGAGGAAGAUAUAUCAACUGCACGUGGGAUAUGCCGGAGCUGAUGGCCAAGGAGGAGGAAAUUAUCAAGGAGGAUAAGCUUAAGGUUAAAUUUGCAUUCUAACGUAACAUCAUAAUGGAAUAUCGCGAAUCAUUCAUAUACUCCGUGU